Molecule: messenger RNA, 1221 nt
Organism: Klebsormidium nitens
Lineage: Eukaryota; Viridiplantae; Streptophyta; Klebsormidiophyceae; Klebsormidiales; Klebsormidiaceae
Source: the annotation of a GenBank genome assembly
AUGCGGAUGGACUGGGAUGUGGGGCCGCGGGCAAGCAGCUGGCGGCGGCCCUGCGCAUGGAUGCGCUGGAAGAAGAGUGCCGUUGCGGUGCAGCGGAUCCUGGGGCAGACGCUUAACAAGGCGCGCGGGGUGGGGGCCGAGCUGGAUACGGAGGCUACUAGUCUCGAAGACCAGCUCCAGAGCAAGACCGCCGAGUGCUACCUGGCGCACCAGCACGUGAGCAAAAGGUACCGCGCACUCAAAGAACGCGAAGUCCAUUCCCUCAGGGCUCGCCUCCAAGUGCUCGCGCACCACGCCUUCCACCACGACCACCCCCCAACCCCGACCCCUUUCUCCCCCCACUCGCGACACCGAACCCUCUCUCCGGGUGGGGACAGGCCCCCGGGCCCCAAAAUAGCAACUUGUCCAAACCCCGAGGCGUGGGCCCGACAAUUGGCCGACGCGGCGGAGGCGAUGCGCGUGGUCGGAGAGAGAGAGCUGCGGGCGAUGGCGGGGGGAGCUGCAGUUUGCGCGGCAGGAGAAGUACGCGCUCGAGGGGCAGCUCGCCCAAUGGAGUCGAGCAGCUGCGGGCCAGGUCGAGAUGAAAGGUCGUCGAGCAACCGAGGAGGGCUUCGCGGCCGCCAGGGCGCUCGGGCGGCGCCUCCAAGAGCUGGAAGCAGAGGCGAAACGUGCUGCGCAGGCCGCCCCGGACGAGGCAGGCGGGAUCCUGGGGAGCCCUACGCAGCAAACGCCCGAUUUUCAAGGGCCCAACGAGUGCAUGAACCCGGGAGCUGCGCCAGCUCACCGGGGCCCCAAAGCUGCUUGGCCGUGGGAGUAUUCACAUUCUUGUCGCCCGCGCGCGGACACAAGCAUGACUGGGAGGCCCUCGGAGCCGACCGGUUCGUGCUGUCCCUGCCCACGUUCCUAGAGCUUUUGCGAUGCGCGUCUGAUUGUAUAAUACGUCCGGAGAUGGAGCCCCCCGCUGAGCGCCCCGCGUUCCUCACCGAAAGCCGGGGGGCCGGAACACCGCUGGGAGGCAGCCAGGAGAACCCGACUGGGGCCUCCCGCAAGAGCUCCGAGGGCACGUCGACGCCGAGGUUGGGCCCGCUCGGGCAACGAAAGCUCGGGCGGCGACUCGUCGAGGUUUCAACUGUAUCUGAUUCCGUCGAGAGUGGACGACGACGCUGGUUUGACGGCUCGAACCCGGAGCCAGUUUGUCAAUUGCGCGUUACAGAGCGCUAG